Messenger RNA from Triticum turgidum subsp. durum (durum wheat), 1293 nucleotides. The record is from the annotation of a GenBank genome assembly. NCBI's taxonomy places the organism in Eukaryota, Viridiplantae, Streptophyta, Magnoliopsida, Poales, Poaceae.
AUGGUGAUGGCCAGCGCCGGCGUCAACAACAUGCCCCAGGGGGACUCCGAGGAAGGUCGCCUGCGCAGGCGAGCCCGCCUCCACGCGCGCCGCUACGCCCACCAAGCCUCCUCCGCCCCGGCCCCCGGCCCCGCCGAGGAAGGGGAAGUAGUGCAGUCCCCGCCGCCCUCCUCCGACUCCUCCUCCGAGUCCGCGCCGUCCUCGCAGAGCGCUGCCGAGGAGGGCUCUGACGCGGUUGUCGCGGCGGCGCCCCAGCAGCUGCCCUCCUCCAAGGAGAAGGAGAAGAGAUGGCCCGUGUCGUUCGGGUCGGUGGCGCUGGCGGGGCGGCUGCGGGAGAUGGAGGACACGGUGUCGCUGCACCCUAGCUUCUGCGCCUGGGCCGACGGCUCGCCCAUGCACCUCUUCGCCGUCUUCGACGGACACGGCGGCCCCCACGCCGCGGCGCUGUGCAGGGAGCAGAUGCACGUCAUCCUCGCGGAGGAGAUGGCCGGCGCCGCGGCAGCCUUCAACAACCGGCAGCAGUCGGAGGAGCAACCGGCGGAGGCGUCGGCGUCGUCGGAGCAAGUGGCGUGGCGUGGCGCUCUCUCCAGGAGCUUCGCCCGGGCGGACGCGCUGGCGGUGUCGGCGUGCGCGUGCGGGCGCGGGAGUACAUUGAGUGUGCCCAAGUCGUGCUCCUGCCUGCAGUCGGCGGCGCAGAAGGGCGCCAUCGUGGGGUCGACGGCCGUGGUGGCGCUGCUGGUCCGCGACCGGCUCAUCGUGGCCAACUGCGGCGACUCACGGGCCGUGCUGUCCCGGGGCGGCGUCGCCGUGCCGCUCUCCCACGACCACAAGCCUGACCGGCCGGACGAGAUGGCGCGGAUCAAGGCGGCCGGCGGCAAGGUCAUGUACAUGAACGGGGCGCGCGUCCGCGGCAUCCUCGCCAUGUCCCGAGCGCUAGGGCACAGGCUCCUGAAGCCAGAAGUGAUAUGCGAGCCAGAGAUCAGCAUAACGGAAAGGUGCGAGGACGACGACUGCCUGAUCCUCGCGAGCGACGGGCUGUGGGACGUGAUCUCCAACAAGGUGGCCUGCGACGUGGCCAGGCAAUGCCUGGAAGACGGGAGCCCGACCAGAGCUCCUGCUGCAGCUGGGAGCAGCGAAGCCGCUCCCAGCAGCGGCGGCGCCGCGCCGGUGGUUUCGCAGGAGGAAGAGCCCCGGUGCUUCCGCGCGGCGGCACUCCUCGCGAGGCUGGCCCUCGGGAGGGAGAGCUCCGAUAACAUUAGCGUGGUGGUGGUUGAUCUGAAGGCGAGGAGUUAA